AUGAGCGUGAAACCGAAAAUCGUGAGUGAGCUUCACCAUUCUGCACCUCCAUCUCCACCAGCUGCAACCAGUUCUCAGCCGCAACCACUGCAACCGCAACCAACCCUCGAAGCCGUGCGUGAGGGCCGAGAGGAAGAAAGAAAUUCCAGACUUCUUGUGUGUAGGCUUAGCUUGUAUCUGAGGGAAUGGCUUGAGAGUCAAAACGAGGGCUCAGUUCUGUACGUUGCAUUAGGAAGUGAGGUGUCACUGAGUCAAAAAGAUGUCACCGAGUUAGCACUCGGGUUGGAGUUACCCGAGGUACCCUUUUUCUGGGUCCUGAGGAAGCUAUCUGAGUCAUUUCAGGUGCCAGAUGGGUUUGAGGAGAGAGUCAAAGGAAGAGGGAAUGUGUGGAAGGGUUGGGCACCACAGUUGAACAUACCGAAUCAUGAAUCGGUGGGUGGGUUCUUGACUCACUGUGGCUGGAGUUCAUGUAUAGAGGAACUCAUGUUUGGUCACCCACUGAUUAUGCCCUCUUUUUUGGUGGACCAAGGGUUAAAUGCCAGGGUUAUGGAAGAUAGGAAUGUUGGAAUUGAAAUACCAAGAAAUGAUCCAGACAGGUCUUACACGAGAGACUUAGUGGCUCAGUGUGUCAGACUGAUUAUGGUUGAAAAUGAAGGCAAAAUGUUUGGGGAAAAAGCUAAAGAAAUGAGUGGAAUAUUCAGAGAUAGAGAAUUGAAUGAUGGUUACGUUGGAAACUUCAUAGAUUAUCUGGAGAACAAUAGACACAAUUGUUAG
Coffea arabica (coffee) is the source of this 774-nucleotide messenger RNA. RefSeq names its product UDP-glycosyltransferase 91D2-like. Gene Ontology annotation, molecular function: UDP-glycosyltransferase activity. Lineage: Eukaryota; Viridiplantae; Streptophyta; Magnoliopsida; Gentianales; Rubiaceae. The record is from RefSeq and is a predicted model, not a curated record.